AUGUGCGUGGUUCUCUUCAAGGUGGUUCAGCUCCUGAGAGCCGGGAAGGCCAAGGAGGUGUCGUACAACGCGCUGGCCUCACACAUCAUCUCCGAAGACGGGGACAACCCGGAGGUGGGGGAGGCCCGGGAAGUCUUUGACCUGCCUGUGGUCAAGCCCUCCUGGGUGACGCUGUCCGUCCAGUGCGGAGCUCUCCUGCCAGUGAGCGGGUUCUCCCCGGAGUCGUGCCAAGUCUUCUUUGGGGUCACCGCCUGCCUCUCCCAGGUGUCCGCCGGAGACAGGAGCGCCCUGUGGGCUCUGCUGACCUUCUACGGGGGCCGCUGCCAGCUGACCCUGAACAAGGAGUGCACUCACCUGGUGGUCCCGGAGCCGAAGGGGGAGAAGUACGCCUGUGCGCUGCAGCGGGCGGGCAUCAGGGUCGUGACCCCGGACUGGGUGCUGGACUGCGUGUCCGAGAAGGCCCGGAAGGACGAGGCGUCUUACCACCCUCGUCUGGUCGUGUACGAGGAGGAGGAGGAGGAGGAGGAGGAGGCGGAGAACGAGAACGAGGAGCCCGACUCCCCGGAUGAGGGCAGCGCGGACGGGAAGUGGAGCCCCGGCUCUUCGCGGGAAGGGUCUCCGCCCCGGGGCCGCCCCUGCUCGCCCCAGGCCGGCACCGAGAAGCCCAAGGAGGAGUUGAUGUUUGAUGACUCCUCCGACUCGUCGCCCGAGAAGCAAGAGCGGAACCUCAACUGGACGCCCGCCGAGGUCCCGCCGCUGGCCACGGCCAGGCGCAGGCUGCCCCCGGGGCAGGAGCCGGGGCUCAUCAACCUCUGCGCCCACGGCGGCUUCCUGCUGGGCUGCGUGUUCGCGGUGGCCGACUACCCGGAGCAGAUGUCCGACAAACAGCUGCUGGCCGCCUGGAAGCGGAUCAUCCAGGCGCACGGCGGGGCCGUGGACCCCGCCUUCUCCGGCCGGUGCACGCACCUGCUGUGUGAGAGCCAGGUCAGCGGCGUGUACGCGCAGGCCCUCCGGGAGCGGAAGCGCUGCGUGACGGCGCACUGGCUGAACACUGUGCUCAAGCGCAAGAGGAUGGUGCCGCCGCACCGCGCCCUGCACUUCCCGGUGGCCUUCCCGCCCGGGGGGAAGCCCUGCGCGCAGCACAGUGACCGCCUCCCUGCAGACGCCUGGCGAGUCCCCGUGAAGGUGUCUGCGGAGCUGCUGAUGGGCGCGAGGCUGCCUGCCAAGCCGAAGCAGAGCGAGGUGCCCAGCGCCCAGCCUUCCUCCAAGAGAGCCAAGUGCUUCUACAUCACGCCCGGGAUCUGCCCCAGCCUGUCGACCAUGAGGGCCAUCGUGGAGUGCGCGGGCGGCAAGGUGCUGGCCAAGCAGCCGUCCUUCCGGAAGCUCAUGGAGCACAAGCACAAGGGCCUGUCGGAGAUCAUCCUCAUCUCCUGCGAGAACGACCUGCACCUGUGCCGCGAGUACUUCGCCCGAGGAGUGGCUCCCUCGGCCACGGGCGUUCGAAAGCGGGAAAACAGAUGUAAUGACUAUGCUGCAUCUGAUUAG
This is a messenger RNA of Condylura cristata (star-nosed mole), 1545 nucleotides long. It is a transcript of the gene PAXIP1, whose product is annotated as PAX interacting (with transcription-activation domain) protein 1. Gene Ontology annotation, biological process: positive regulation of transcription initiation by RNA polymerase II. The record is from RefSeq and is a predicted model, not a curated record. Bases 1 to 1545 code for a protein of 514 amino acids. NCBI's taxonomy places the organism in Eukaryota, Metazoa, Chordata, Mammalia, Eulipotyphla, Talpidae. The transcript is spliced from 13 exons. Gene Ontology annotation, cellular component: nucleus.